Adelges cooleyi (spruce gall adelgid) is the source of this 3351-nucleotide messenger RNA. RefSeq lists its product as uncharacterized. NCBI's taxonomy places the organism in Eukaryota, Metazoa, Arthropoda, Insecta, Hemiptera, Adelgidae. The transcript is spliced from 2 exons. Bases 293 to 1705 code for a protein of 470 amino acids. The record is from RefSeq and is a predicted model, not a curated record.
GCAGAAAUAGGACUUUUUUUUAUUAAUAAUUUGCAUUGCUGGCAAGUCACGUACUUCAAUUGAAAAAUUAAGUUACAUCCGGUCACUGUGUAUUUAUCUCACAAGGAAAUGUUUGAAAAUCACGUAAUUGAUUAGCUAAAUUGUCAGAUACGUCCAAAACAUUGUGUCGUUUCAUUUUUUAGUUUCUACUGUACCUUAAUAUAACAGCUAUGUUGUUGUCAAUACCAAUAAUUGUUUGAAUACUAAGUGUACAACAAAGUUUGUAUUUUUUUGUAAAGUUUGAAGCUGUUGAAUGAUGAUACUAAGAAUAAUUGUAAUUACGACGUUUGUUAUAAAGGUACAAUGUGGAACGUACGGUUUUAACUCGAUUGGCUCGGUUAAAUCUCCACAUUUAAUUCAUCAAACGCAUCACGACGCAUCAUCUGCAACAAUCAAUUAUGAUUCUAAAAUUCCUAGUAGUAGUAACCAAAACGUUGAAUACAUCUGUGAACAUUCUCCAAUUAUUUUGUCAGAAAGAGCUCCAGUUACAAUAAAUUAUAAAUCUAAACCUAAAGGUGUACAUCCAGGCCAUGCUUAUAUAUCUAGACAUUCGAGUCCUAUUAUCCUCACGUCUACAGGGAUAGUUACUGUGAAUUUUGAUUACAAAGAUGCAGAUCCAACGGCCUCCGUGGCAGAUCAGACCGAUAGAAAACCCGUGUGCAUACUGGCUAAGGUCAUGGUGGAAAUGCCGAGUGGCAUUAUUAUGUCAUACUUAAAAUUUAAAACGAUUAGCUGUUAUUUACCGGAAGAUCUAAAAUCUGAUGUCGCCGUUUUAGUUGACAACAAAAAAAUGCCUUAUAAGGAGUUUGAACAAACACUACGAGUUCACGGCUGUAAUGAUAUGGAAGAUUCCGAAACGUGCAGUUGUCUAAACGAUGACUACAUCACACUUAGCGAUGGAACCGAAGUCAAUUUGGACGUCUAUCGACAAAUAUUAACUAGCAUCACUAAUGGUUCUGAAACGUUAAUGAUACCCAAUGUUUUCAACGGACCGUACUCCACUUACGCCCCGUUAUUGGAAAAGAAGUUACUCGAACUGGCUGAAUCUGCAAUUGUAAUAACUUCUUCAGGAUACAGGGUGCCGUUUAGUUUGUAUUAUGCCGUCGACCAAGAAAACUUCCAGAGAUCGUCAAAUGAUCAAGAAAUCAAACAAGUCACUUGGCAUGAUGGUAAAACUAUACGUGUCCAAACUAUUCGGGAUAUUGUCAAUUCUCUAAAAAAUCCCGAAAGCAUAUAUUUUGUGUUUCCAAAUAGAAAACGACUACCUUUUAUUCCAAGAGGAAAAGAAGAGAACAUGGAUUUUCUUAACGUCGAUCCAAAUAAAAUACACGUGGAUAUAGGUCGUCAAAGAUAUGUACCCUUGUCGGUUUUUAACGACAUUGUAGCCGCCGUUCAUAUUUCGGAUGGAAAUAACAAAGGUAUGUACGACACCGUUAUAACUAAUUUUACAAGUUCUUCAGAAAAUAGAACCCCGUCAAUAAGCGAAUAUAGGAUCGAAAAUGAAAUUGGUCAUUCAUUAACUAAACAAAAAAAUAUUCCAAAGGAGUUAAUAGAUACGAUUACAGAAAAACAAUUAUCAAACAGUACUGAUGUCGACCAAACCGUUCAGUUACAAUUUGAGACCAGUCCGAUAGUAAUAUAUAUUAAAAACUAUGCUACUAGAUGACUAUUAUAGAUGACUAGGACUAUUAGAUAACGACCGUUUUGUAUUAAAAGCGGAAACACAACCGAACGAUGAUAAACCAUAUCAAGCUUUAAUCAAAAUAAAAGAGUACAUUGACAAAUCAAUUCAGCGUCUUAACUCAAUUAUAAGUCUAGGACCACAAAAUACCAAAAACUAUAGUACAAAAAAUAAAACUAGUCAUGAUUCAUUAAUUCAGAAAUUUAUGAAGCUAAAUAUAAACAAUAGAAUUAAAAUGCCUGAUAUUGUUCCAGAAUCCAAUGUUACUUUGAAUAUUAAGUCAAACCUAACUGGUGACAAAAUAUUUAAGUUGGUUGAAAAUCCAUUUGAGAAGAAUAAUAUAACUAAAGUUUUAUUGAAUUUAAAAUAUUUCGUUGAAAAUGUAUUGAUAGAUUGAUUGUAUAUACCAACAUCGUUUAAAAACCGUUUUCAAAUUGAAAAAACACCACCAAAAAAAAAUGUACAAAAUAAGUUCAACAAUAAAUCCUUAACACAAGAAAUGACAAACCAAAAAAUAAAUAAUAAAACAAGUGUACUCGAGUCACCGAUAACAAACGAUAUUAUGAAUCAAACCAAGUCUAACCUGACUACUAAUGGGUACUUUACGUUAACUAAAAAUCCUAUUGACACGAAUAAAACGUAUCUAGCAUUAUUGAGUAUCAAAGAAUACGUUGACAAUGUUGUCAAAAACUUACUCACCCCAAAUCCUAUUGAAAGUCUGCCAUUGAAUGAUAAUGCGAAAGACAAAAUAAAAAAUACGCUAGACAACAAAUCUAUAUUAGAUGAUGGAUUGAUUAAUCGAAAAAUUAAUAAAACGAAUAUAGCUAAUACUACGAAAUUGAAUGGUGUCGUGAAUAAGUUAAACACUACUACCGAUGGACACUUCAAGUCGAUUGAAAAUGAAAAUAACAGGAAUAAGACUUAUCAAGCCUUAUUAAAUUUAAUAGAAUACCUUGAAAAUGUAUUAGAACAGUUUAAUGCAAACAAUUUAGCAAGUAAAAAUCGGAGUUUAGAUCAUAGUACUCUGCAUGAAAAAGGAAAUUUAAAUAAAAGUGAAAAACCAUAUAUUGCAAAAGAUGGCUCAAAUGAAAAUAAUAAGGCAAAAAAUUCCAGUUUUGGUAGUUUUAAGGAUGAAGACAUAAAAAAACUACCACAUAGAUAUAAUUUAGAUGAUAAAUUAACGACCACAGAAGAUAAUAAGAGAAAUAAUAAUAUUAAUCGUGAAUCUAAAGUUUUGAGAUUAAAAAACUCGAACAAAAAAAAAAUAGAACAAUUAUUUUUACCAAAUAUACUGCGGCAAAUAACAAAAAGACAAAGUCAAAUAGUGACGGCUAUUUAAAAAGAAUUCUAAACUCACUUAGACUAAAUCAAACUAUAUCAAAAUUAACAAAUAGUAACUACACAAAUGACUUGAAUAAAUUACUUAACGAGGUAAUCCCUGUCGAUGAUUUUUUAUAAAAUGGAAAAUAAAGCAAAUUAAGAGUCAAUUAUACCAACAUAAAAGAUGCAACUAGUAAAAAAUCAGACCAUCGCGGAGGUCUUUAGAUUAUUUGGUUAAUAUUAUAGUAUUAUAUCAAACCUUUUAGGCAAUUACACACGCUGAAAGAAAUUUAUUCAACUCUUAGAAUCAU